UGAUAAAGAAGAAGGUAGCGGCGCGCGCACUUGGAAGUUUGGAACGCCUCUUUGGCAAAGUGCAGUACUGCGUGGAUCGACUAGGGGCCGCGGAGAACAAUACACGGUUGAAGUGGAGACAUUUGAACAGAAACCAGCGUCUUACGCACAACAGCACCCUGAGCGAUGCUAAAACGCAUCCAGGAAAGCCUAACCAAGCUCACGUACUCGACCUCUUCCGACCCUGCAACCCUGGAAAGGACAUCGUCCUCACAUUACAGCGACACCAGUAAUGGAAGUGCUGGGUCUGACGCCAAGGGAUUCGACUCGUCUUCCCAUAAGCCGCCCCAGGCAAGAACGACCCAAUCGACAAGACCUGCCGCCUGGGAGAGAGGCACGAGUAAAGGGACCCCGGCCACCCCUAAGGCCACGCGUCUCACCAGGCCUGACAAGAACCAUCAACAGUCGUUUGAAUCUUUGGCGCACACGACAGAAGAAGCGUGCGCGUUUCUAGCCAACUCUAGCGACAUGUACCCACCAUUCAACGAGGGCGUGAUCGACAAGGGAGCCAGCGUUGCGACCUCUGCGGAACAUAAUGAAGGGAUUCCUAGGAACAGCGAAUGCCUCGCCCUCGUCAACGCUCGCAGUUCCGUCGUCAGCGGACCAUCCGGGCAUCCAGAGAGGGGAUUUAAUCUCGGUCUGUUAACUGUAACAUGGGUUGCUUUGUUGUCGAUAGGGUUGUCCGCCCAUUAUGUGUACAAGAUCAAUGUUGGAGCCUCUGCCUUGACCACUACUACUCCCAUCUACUACGAUGCACCUAUGUCCUCUCGGGACAGCAAUUCCCGCAAGGGGAUUACUCUGCCAAAUGCGACGGGCACUUCAAACCGGAACCGCUUUCCUGUAAACGUGCUGGAGAAGUUGAAAUACAUACCAACGACUGACGCUGAGGACAUGUCUUCGCCUUUGACUACAAAGGCACAGCGCAGGAAGGUUCGUGUUUGGGAAGGAAGGCGAAUGUAUGCACAGCGCAGUGGUGAGGGCGAAGAGAAGCCGACGUCACCCGUCCGUGCGAUAAUUACAUUAAAUGGUACAGGUGGUGUAGGUUCAACGACGCCCAAGGCACAAACCUUCACAAGACACGUUAUAGCGGGCAGAAACAUAGGACGUAGUGCUGUGGCAGGUGUGAAACACAUGAAGUUCUGCGAGACGAAAAUCUGUGAAGAGGAAUCGCUCUACUUAACGAAUUACUUGGACUGGAGCGCGGAACCAUGCAAGGAUUUCUAUGGCUUUGCUUGUAAUCGUUGGAAAGAGCUACACCCUGGCGUCGGUGAUUCCGUGGACACACUGUUGGUAAAGAAAAUCGAAGAAGGCAUGUAUCACGCACUCACGGCAAGUGGGAGAACCACAGCAGAUACUGCAACGGCUGGGCAUCUCAUCAACUCUUGUACGCAGAAGCCGUUGGAUGAAAAUCACAAAUCGAUUCUUUUAGAAUUCAUGAAGGGUCUGGGCUUGCGUGGGUGGCCAUUCUCCAGGAGCACAAAGACAAUCGAAGAUGUCUGGAAGUCUGAAAGCCUUUUGGUACGCAACCUGGGACAUGGCUCUCUGGUGUCCGUCACACUUGAUGUCCACCCCGAGAAUGAAGACAGGUAUAUCGUUGCUGUGGGUGAACCGAGCCUUCUAAUAGGUCAGUUUGGAACCAAGAACAACGUUCUUCCUGAAUGGUACACUGUGGCAAUAUCAACGUGCCUGAAGAUCUUUACAAACUCCAAAUACUCCGAAAUCGCAAAGGCCGUGCGCAAUUUCUCAGCCAUACUGGCGGGCAUAUCUGUUCACCGGGGCUACGAGACCUUUGCUGCUCGACGUUAUAAGGUCCUCCAGCUUAGACAGUACGGCCACCUCGUCCAGGUCCUCGCCCUUGUCUUCCGGAACAUAACGAAUGUAGGCAAUCGAAUGAGGAUUAUCAUCAAGUCCGAAGCCUACCUGCAAUCACUUCGCACGGUUAUGCGGAUGACGAGACCCAUCGACAUUCUCAACUACAUGGGCUUUCGAGCCCUACUGCACAUAUCGCCGCUGCUUCCAGACCAAGCCAUGGAACUGGCAAAUAUUCAAAUGAGGGAACUCACCGGAACCAAUAGUGUGGCGUGGUCCAGAUGGAGACGAUGCUUGCGAAUGUUCGAGCAUGUCCUUCCAUAUGUAUUCCUGCACGCAUAUGCCAUAAACAAUUUGGCGCUUGUGAACAAAGACAACAUGUGGACGCUUGUGAACGAGAUACAAGCGACCUUUGUCACGAAUAUCAACAGCGCUCCUUGGAUGAGCAUUGACGACAAGGUCGUGUUGAAGAGCAAGCUCUCAAAGAUAAAACUGAAAGUUUUCCACAAGUUUUGGAAGAAAAGUUCUAAUCGGCAUCUUUUCAUGGACUUGUCGGAUGUGUCAAGUAUCAGGGGAAUAGUGAACAUUUACGUGGCACUCUCAAGGCAGGUGAUGAAACGAAAGCUGUCAAGGAUAACACUAUCUCGAAGGACACAAGUUCAAGAAUGGAAGGGGUCUAUGUUCGACACAGAACCGACAUUCGACGCAGAAUCGAAUUCUGUCUUUAUUCCAAUUUCCAUGUUUGAUCCACAGUACAUGAUCGACAAUGAAUCCAUGCUGCUCCAAAUACCGCAUGUUGCGACGAAAGUUAUCAGCGCCUUGUUCAAGGGGAUCCAUCAAGAUAAUUAUCUGCAGAGCAAGCUCACGUGGUCCGUGGACACAGAACUCGGGUACCACGACAUCCAGAAAUGUCUCCUUCGGCACUACAAGAAUGCGUCCCACGAAAGGUUGCGAAAUGAAAUCACGUCGGAGUUGAACGCAGUAGACAGCCUGUCUAUCCUGCCUGCAUUUAAAGUGUUCGUCAAGAAAGCGAAUCAGGCUAACAUAGAAGACUACGGCCUUCUGACCGGGGGAAAUAUCACAGUGAAACAAUUGUUUUAUCUCUUGUACGCAAAGGGUUUUUGUGAAACUAUGGACAGUGAACGUCGGAAGCAGGUUAUGGAGGAAUCUCAACACAGCAUCAAUAAUCUUAGGGUGAAUGGACCACUCCGGAAUUCUUUUCGGUUUCCGGCCUUCUGGAAUUGUCCCAGUCAUUCGCCGAUGAAUCCUAACCAGAAGUGCACCAUAUGGACUUUGUGAUUUAACGUUCGUCAGCUUUCAAUAUUUAUUUCCUCGUGCAUAUAGAUAGCUGAUUUAGCGGAAAUGCAGCUUUUGUUGCGAUUUUU
Ornithodoros turicata is the source of this 3233-nucleotide messenger RNA. Its product is annotated as neprilysin-2-like. Lineage: Eukaryota; Metazoa; Arthropoda; Arachnida; Ixodida; Argasidae. Bases 166 to 3147 code for a protein of 993 amino acids. Gene Ontology annotation, biological process: protein processing. Gene Ontology annotation, molecular function: metalloendopeptidase activity. The transcript has a single exon. The record is from RefSeq and is a predicted model, not a curated record. Gene Ontology annotation, cellular component: plasma membrane.